This is a messenger RNA of Schizophyllum commune H4-8, 2332 nucleotides long. Its product is annotated as actin-like ATPase domain-containing protein. Lineage: Eukaryota; Fungi; Basidiomycota; Agaricomycetes; Agaricales; Schizophyllaceae. Gene Ontology annotation, biological process: regulation of DNA-templated transcription. The transcript is spliced from 13 exons. The record is from RefSeq and is a predicted model, not a curated record. Gene Ontology annotation, cellular component: Ino80 complex; cytoplasm. The coding region runs from base 8 to 2254 and encodes 748 amino acids.
CUUCGCCAUGCCUUCAAAGGGCCCUGCAACCCUUUCUACAGAUAUCUGGACAUCAGAUACUGGCACUAUGAGCUCCAAAAACGAUCCGAUUCUCUAUAAACCUCCCUUCCCCUCUCUCCCGGUUCCCCAACCACCGCCAUCGUCCUACGAUCCCUUUCGAGGGACAGAGACACCGUUGGUGAUCGAUAAUGGCAGUACGACAUUUCGGUACGGGUUUGCUACCAGCAAGGAGCCCAGGACGAGCCUCAACGUAAUGGCACGGUACAAAGAGCGGAAAACCAAUAAGCCUCUCCUCCUCUUCGGCGAUGGGAUCGAGGUCGAGAGUGGGGCAAAGGCACAGGCGAAGUAUCCGUGGGAGGGCGAUGUGCUGCUCAACUUCGAUGCUUUGGAGAAUGUCCUCGAUUGCGCCUUUGUCAACUUGGGGAUAGACACAGACACGGUCGAGCAUCCCAUCCUCAUGACUGAGCGGAUCGCCACCCCCAUCCAUUCCCGAACAUUAACGUCCGAGCUCUUGUUCGAGCAGUACUCAGUACCUUCUGUUGCCUACUGUCUCGACGGAGUGAUGUCCUUUUAUGAGCGCAACAAACCAUCGAGCCCAGGCCCUUUCACUGCCGACGGACUUGUGAUAUCCUUCAACACCGCGUCUACCUCCGUCAUACCCAUCUUGAACGGGCGCGGUAUUCUCAGCCAUGCCAAACGUCUGCAAUGGGGAACAUCCCAGGCGUCUGACUACCUCUUAAAGCUCGUUCAGCUGAAGUAUCCGACUUUUCCGACGCGCGUGACGCCGGUGCAGGCUUCUUGGAUGCUGGAGCGCUUCUGCCUUUUCGCGACAGACUACAAGGCUCAGAUGCGCGCACUGCGCGACCCGAUCAAACUGAGAGAAGUGGAUUGCAUCAUCCAGUAUCCGUUCACGCAGCCUGCAUGGGAGACGAAGACGGAGGAAGAGCUGGCGAGGGCGGCGGAACGGCGGAAGGAGCAGGGCAAACGGCUGCAGGAGAUUGCGGCCAAGAAUCGGCAGGACAAGGCCGCGAAGAAGGAAGAGGAUCUCGAAAACUUGAUUGCUCUACGAGAUAGCCGCGAUGAAAUGGACAUCAACUAUUGGCUUGAAGAGCUCGAAGAGCAUGGGAUCAGCGACGAGUCUGAGCUCGACGAGGCUAUCGAAGUCCUGGAAGCAGAGAUCAAGAAGGCGAAGAGGAAGGACGCGGAUGGCGACGAGCUUAUGGACGAACCACAGUACCCUCUGGUCGACGUACCUGAUGAAGAGCUGGACGCCGACCAGCUCAAGGAGAAGAAGAAGCAGAAGCUUCUGAAGGCGGGCCAAGAGGCGCGCAUACGGGCAAGAAAGGAGAAAGAGAAAGAACGCGAGAUCAAGGAGCGCGAGGAGCGCGCCGAGCAGCAAGAGCGAGCCACGGACCUGGAUGGCUGGUCGCGUCGGCAUCGUCAAGAGCAUGAGGCGUUGAUGCAAAGGAUCAAUCAAAGGGAGAAGCACAAGGAGGCUCUGGCGGAUCGGAGGAGCGCGGCUGCUCAGGCGCGUAUGAAGAGCAUUGCGACGUUGGCGGCCGAUGAGAGGGUACCAAAGCGUGGGAGGAAGGUCGGCGGUGACGAUACGUUCGGCGCCAACGACGCUGAUUGGGACGAGUACCGCAAGAUUGAUGUCAGCGCUCCUGCGGAGGAUCAGGAAGAGGAUCUCAAGCGUCUCAUGGCAAUCGAGGAGAAGCUUUUGGUCCAUGACCCUACGUUCACCGAGGAGCACACACAUGCGGCCAUACAGCAACAGCGGUCGCCGCUACUGUGUGCCUUCAAGCCAGGAUACUCAGAAUGGGAUGUGGGCGGCGCCAACAGGAUACAUCUGAACACCGAACGCUAUCGGGCUUGCGAGACAUGGUUCUCGCCGUUUAUGGCUGGGCUUGACUCCGCUGGGCUAGGGGAGGUGAUUCAGAAUAUCCUUGCGCGAUUCACGUACGAGGAGAAGGGCCGGCUUGUCAAGAAUAUCUUCCUAACUGGUACGCCUUCAAAGUUCCCGGGGUUAGUCGAGCGGUUGCAGACAACGAUGCGACCCAUUAUGCCACCGGAAAUGCCGAUUGAGAUUGUGCGCGCGAACGAGCCAUCAUUAGACGCCUGGAAAGGGAUGGCAUCGUUCGCGCAAACAGAAGAGUUCAGGACGGUCGGCGUGACGCGCCAAGAGUACGAGGAGCAUGGAGGGGAGAGGAUUCGGCGAUGGUGGGGUGGAAAUUGGAAUGGUGCUACGCUUUAGCUGUUCUUCUGCUUGCUCUGUAUGUACUGCUCUGUGCGCAUAUCUGACUGUUUGUGAAUGUACACACGUUGCUUGAAA